Molecule: messenger RNA, 2813 nt
Organism: Paramisgurnus dabryanus
Lineage: Eukaryota; Metazoa; Chordata; Actinopteri; Cypriniformes; Cobitidae
Product: C-C chemokine receptor type 3
Biological process (GO): cell chemotaxis; positive regulation of cytosolic calcium ion concentration; immune response
Cellular component (GO): external side of plasma membrane; membrane
Molecular function (GO): C-C chemokine receptor activity; C-C chemokine binding
Source: RefSeq, a predicted model, not a curated record
AGAUGACCAACAGGAUGGAAACACUUACAACACCAAACUACGAAUACCCAACUAUUUGCGAUUUCACUGACAUAAAUGAUUUCUCCAAAAAGUAUCUUCCUCCCCUGUACUACAUCAUCUUCAUCAUCAGCCUGGUCGGCAAUGGAAUAGUUUUGUGUAUCAUGUACAAGUUUGAAAAGCUCAACACGGUCACAAAUAUCUUUCUCAUCAACCUGAUAGCUUCCAACAUAAUUUUUACCUUCACUCUCCCAUUCCAAGCUGUUUAUCAUUCCGAUGAAUGGAUCUUCGGUGAGCUACUCUGCAAGUUGGUGAAUGGUUGCUUCUAUCUCGGUUUCUACAGCUCCAUCCUCUUCCUCACUCUCAUGACAUUUGAUCGCUACCUGGCUGUGGUCCACUGUGUAGUAGCCAGCAGACAACGCAGGAGCUGCUAUGCUGUUUUGUUGUCUGUAAUCGUCUGGUGCAUUAGUCUUGUUGCGAGCCUCGAACUCUUUGUCCACUACACCGUGGUUGAAAAUCAGUUGUACGGAUUGGAUUGUGAAGACCAGAGGAAACGUCAUUGGAAAGUGUUUGCACUUUACAAACAAUUUGUGCUUUUUUUUCUCUUCCCAUUGGCUGUGUUUGUAUAUUGCUACUCUAGGAUAAUAAUAACAGUCAUCUCCACACGAAUAGUAGGUAAACACAGAACGGUGAGGCUUAUUUUUAUAAUUGUCUUGAUGUUUUUUGCAUUCUGGAGCCCGUAUAAUAUCCUAAUGAUGAUAAAUAGUAACAAAGAUGCUGAAGACUGUGAUGACAGUAUUGAAUAUCCAUUGCGCAUUAGUAACAACAUUGCCCGCUUAUACUUUUGUAUUAACCCUUUUUUCUACACCUUUCUGGGGAAGAAGUUUCAGAACCAUGUGAGACGACUGUUAGCGGAUAAAAUAUUGUGUUUAACGCAAUAUGAAUCAUCCAGUGCGAGCAGCAGAACACUACAUUAAAGAAGAUCGGUCAGUCAGACCUUAAGAUUCUGGUCAAAAUUGAGGUUUUCAUAGAAAUAAGUACAGUACAUUGAGCCUUUGGUUUACCAUCCUAAAUGCUUCAUCUAGGCUGACCAUACGUGCCAUUCUUCCUGGCGCAUCCUGGCCAGGAUUUCGAGAGCGUCUUCCGGAAGUCGUAUUUGUCAACCGCAUAAGUAAUCGAGGUUUAUUAUUUCAGGUUAAGUAACUGUUACAUUUAAAUGUAAAAUAAAAACUAUGAUUGAAUGUCUUAUGUAUUUAACUGAAAUGUAAGUAUGCGGUUGACAAAUACGACACCUGGCCAGGACGCGUCCGGGAAGAAUGGCACGUAUGGUCAGCCUACUUCAUCUCACACAAAGAUGCGUGCACAUGCAUGUGACAUUUUGGUUUUAAAACAUGCAGGUAUUAGUAAAUAGAGUGCCGGAGUUGAGGUUAAAAUGGCUAUAAAGAGAGAAAAAGUUUGAGACCUGAUUGAUGUUAAAAGAGCUAUUAAGGGCGAUAAGAUAUCAAAACGAUCUUCCCCAUGCUGAGUGAUGGAUCAGAAACAUGCACAAGCUCGCAACUCCGAUAUAUAUACAAAUACACAGUAUUACAGUUUUAAAAAUAUCAGUUUUGACAAGAAUUCACCCAUAUAUAAUCUGUUAAUGUCUUUAGCCCUAUUCAGACGGGAUUAGUUUAACAGGGCUAGAUGUAAUUUUACCACAGGACAUGUCACAUGUCAAACGCGGCAAUUUACGUGUAUAUUCACAGCUGGUGUAUUCGCACUGGAUUAGUAUUACCUGAGGCAAUUUCUCCGGACCUUUUUACAGAAGGUAAAAGUCGCCAUUGUCCGUAAUGAUUACUGACAUGAAGCAUUCGGACAGGACUAAAAUCACUUAGAAGCUCUGAUAAAAAUUGUUUUACCCCAUGUAAAACUUAUUAGUUUUACUAAUAAGUUUACAGGGGGACCUCUGAGAAAAUCGUGCUUCUCAGAGGUCCUCUGUGCCUUUAAUCCGAAUCGGCCAUGUCUGUGUUUUUCUCUGACGACCUCCGUAAGAAUUCCAGAGCAAUUUACCUACUGUUUUUCGCCGAACUCAGAGGUUCUCUGAGAAAUUUAAUCCCACCCGGAUGCAAAUGUCUUUGUUUGCCCCGCAAUAUCUUUUGCAAACGCGGUUCUUGUCCUGUUUUGGCCAACGUCAUCUGCCGUAAGGUCUUACUAAUGUGCUUAUAUUGUACUUCCUGAGUCCCAUUCAUUCAGAUAUGGAUGUUUUUUACAAUUCGGCAAAAUAAAAUAAUUAAAUCAAGACGAGCUAAAUAUUAAAAAAAAUAUAUAUAAAUUUUGUUUAACUCCGGAAUGGUAAUGUUAAUUAAUAAAGGUAAUAAAUUGUUAUUAAUCAUUAUUUCUUCAUUUCUUUGGGUUUCUUAUAAGCAGCCAGUUAUUUAAAAUAUGUAGGCUACUUUAGUAGGAUUUGUAAAAGUUCUUUUGAUUUGUUAAAGUUAAAUUAAUAAAUGACAUGUUCUGUAAUAAUUUUACAUUUGCAAAAUAUCAAACAUUACAAACACGUGUAUCCAGAGCAUGUGAUCUUCUACAACGGCCAAAUGCAUGAAACAGACACUCCCAUCUCUGGAAUAGACUGAAAAUUUUAACAUUAUAUUAGAUCCUUGCAUUACAGUUGAUCUUAAAGCUGUCUGUCUCAAUGUCAAUCAAACAAUUUUUACUUUGUGUGUGCUAAAUCUUUUUGUUUUACCAGUGAUUUUAAGGUAUGGAUGUAAUGAUCAAUGAGCUAUUUUAAUAGAGAUUGACAAAAAAUUAGAAAAUGUGCUUAUUACAACUCAUUUUGC